CAGACGUUUCAGAUUUUAUUUACUUUUUACAGUUUCAUGAAAUUAAUCGCAAGUUUCUGUUUUCGGUAGUUUUCUUCUGCAAACCUAUCUAAUCAAUAACUAUUUAUGGAUCGACGCCUGCCAUUGAAGCUUAAAGAGCUCUCUGAAUGCUUCCGUUCCCGAACGUUAGACCCAUUGUCCACGAUUGAGCAAACACUGCUACAAGUGGGCCGACUCAAGCACCUGAAUGCCUUCAUUCGGACAUCCCCGGAGAAAGCUUUAGCGCAGGCAGAGAAAUCCUCCACCCGGUACAAAGAAGGAAAAUCCCUCGGUGUGCUGGAUGGUGCUCCGAUUGCAAUAAAGGAUAACUUUUGCACCAAAGGAAUCCACACGACCUGUGCAGCGCGGAUGCUGCAGGACUUCGUUCCGACCUACAGUGCCACCGUAUACGAGCGAUUGGUUCGCAAUGGAGCAGUGCUGGUGGGAAAGACCAACAUGGAUCAGUACGGGAUGGGCUCGGGAACGGUUGAUUCAAUCUUCGGCCCAACGAAAAACUGCUGGAGUGCGGAAGAAAACGACGACUACCGCAUCGCUGGGGGAAGUAGUGGAGGGUCGGCCGUUGCUGUGGCGUCUGGCUUAUGUUUCGCGGCUUUGGGUUCAGAUACCGGAGGUUCAACUCGUAAUCCAGCAUCAUAUUGUGGAGUGGUUGGAUUCAAACCAACAUACGGACUUCUAUCUAGGCAUGGUUUGAUUCCACUUGUAAAUUCCAUGGACGUUCCCGGGAUUUUAACAAAAACGAUAGACGAUUGUAUAGCCGUGUUCAAUGCAAUCGCUGGACCAGACGCCAAAGAUUCUACGACUGUUAAAUCAACAUUCGCACCAAUUUCAAUUCCAGAUGAACCUAGCUUAAAGGGGCUGACCAUAGGAAUACCUAUUGAAUAUCAUUGCGAAGGUCUCUCGAAUGAGGUUCUCAGCACGUGGACCAAAAUAGCGGAUAUGUUAGAAGAUGCAGGUGCAUCCGUAAAAACGGUAUCCCUUCCCCACACGUCCGCUUCGAUAUUCGUCUACUCUAUUCUAAAUCAGUGCGAAGUCGCUAGUAACAUGGCCCGAUACGAUGGCAUCGAAUACGGUCACCGUUCCGAUGAGGACACCAGCACAGAACAACUUUAUGCUAAAUCACGGGCUGAAGGGUUCAACGAUGUCGUUAAAAAUCGGAUUCUAUCUGGUAACUUUUUUCUGCUUAGAAAAAACUACGACAAGUACUUCGAAAAAGCACUUAAAGUCCGUCGUUUGAUUGCCAACGACUUCGAUCAAGCCUUUCAUAAAGUGGAUGUUUUGUUGACUCCGACAACUCUCAGCGAUGCCCCUCGUCACUCUGAGUUCACUCAAAGCAACAAUCGUGAUCAGUGCGCCGUUCAGGACUUUUGCACCCAGCCGGCCAACAUGGGAGGUAUACCGGCGCUGUCCCUACCAAUAAGGCUUUCGGAACAUCGACUUCCAAUAAGCUUACAACUAAUGGGACCUAAGUUUUCCGAGAGACGACUUUUUGAAGUCGCGAAAUGCAUUGAAAAUCAUGUUAAGUUUUACAAUUUUUAUAAUUGAAUCAAAUAAAAACAAUAGUCAACUUUUUA
Armigeres subalbatus is the source of this 1610-nucleotide messenger RNA. RefSeq names its product glutamyl-tRNA(Gln) amidotransferase subunit A, mitochondrial (gene GatA). The coding region runs from base 106 to 1581 and encodes 491 amino acids. The transcript has 3 exons. The record is from RefSeq and is a predicted model, not a curated record. Gene Ontology annotation, molecular function: glutaminyl-tRNA synthase (glutamine-hydrolyzing) activity. Lineage: Eukaryota; Metazoa; Arthropoda; Insecta; Diptera; Culicidae. Gene Ontology annotation, cellular component: glutamyl-tRNA(Gln) amidotransferase complex; mitochondrion. Gene Ontology annotation, biological process: glutaminyl-tRNAGln biosynthesis via transamidation; mitochondrial translation.